Messenger RNA from Microthlaspi erraticum, 1143 nucleotides. NCBI's taxonomy places the organism in Eukaryota, Viridiplantae, Streptophyta, Magnoliopsida, Brassicales, Brassicaceae. The record is from the annotation of a GenBank genome assembly.
AUGAAGAGUCACUACAGAAACACCAUCUCUCUUGUUUAUCUCUUGCUUUGUCUCUUCAUCACAUCUGCCUCCUCUGCAAGUUCCUUCAUACGACAAUUCACUGAUGACUUCGACUCAUAUCUGCCGCAAAAAGAGAGGACUGGAGCAAGACUAAACCCAAACCUGGAUAAAGAUGCGGAGAUCUCAUUCUCAUCACGUGAUCAUAAAGUCUCAGCUUCAAGCACAGUGAAAGGUCUGAGAGAACGUCCUCCGUCUUCUUACUCUUUGAAGAUGGAAUAUUUCAACAUUGUCCUUGAGUCAACCAACUUAGAGAGAUACCAAUCUCGUCCUUUUUCUGUUGGUGGAUAUAGCUGGACACUUGUUGUGUACCCCAACGGGAACAAGAAGGAUAAUGGUGCAGGGUACCUUUCGCUUUACGUAGCCAUAGACAACUCAACUCUCCUCGCUGCGCAGAAAGACGUUUACGCGGAUCUCAGGUUUUACAUCUUCAACAGCAACGAGAGGCAGUACUUCACAAUCCAAGAUACCAAUGUUUGGCGAUUCAAUGUUUUCAAAACCAUGUGGGGAUUCUCCAAGGUCCUCCCUGUUGAGACAUUUAAAGACCCGAGUAAUGGUUACCUUUACGAUGGAGAUCACUGCCAGUUUGGUGUCGAUGUGACUCUUCCCACUACCUAUGAAAAAUCAGAACUUUUGACUCUCACUGAUCAUUUCAAUAGUCCAAGAUACACUUGGACGAUUCAGAGAUUCUCCACGCUGCUCCAAGAUGAAUACAAUUCAGAUGUGUUCACCAUUGGAGGAAGACGUUGGAAAAUAAAUGUGUGUCCAAAUGGUUGUUCCUCGGGAGAGGGAGUAGCCAUGUCCAUGUAUCUACUCCUUGAUGAAAACGACAAAGUCAGACCCUAUGAGAAGAUUUAUGUUCGAGCCAAGCUUCGAGUUCUUAACAAAAACCCAUCCAAUAAUCUUGAAAAACAAGUCGAUGCAUGGUACGAUGCACCGGGAUAUGGACCUCCAGGUUACGGUAGGCAUGAUUUUAUCCCACUCUCUGAUCUCAGAGAUUCAUCCAAGGGUUUCGUUGUGAAUGAUGUGUUGAAGGUUCAAGUCGAAAUUGAGGCCAUUUCUUUGACAAAGUACUUCCCUAGUUAG